Molecule: messenger RNA, 1996 nt
Organism: Paramuricea clavata
Lineage: Eukaryota; Metazoa; Cnidaria; Anthozoa; Malacalcyonacea; Plexauridae
Source: the annotation of a GenBank genome assembly
UUUGACCGCGGAAAACUGUAGAAGACUGAAAACAAGUUUAUUUUGUAAAGAAAUAAAAAAAAGCUAUAAACAAUAGAAAAUUUUAUGUUUUUAUUCUGUGAAAAAUAUCGUUUGCUUAGAUUAAAAUAUGGAGAAGAAUGGACAAGGUAUACUGUUAUUUACAAUAGUAUUGUUUUUAUAGCACGUGGGUAUUGUGGUUAUGAUUAAUGCUUGUAAAAUUUGUAAACAAAAUGUGAUCAAUUUGUGGAUUUUAAAUUCCAAUGUAAAGGCCCAAUAUACGUGUUGUAUAUGGUGGUCAACCCUGUGGUUAACCUUACAAACGUUGACUUAUGGAGGCUUCACAAGACCUUCAAUUCUAUUUUUUGUGCCUCCAAAUACAAAACUACUACAUAUAAUGAGCAACCAAUCAACAUUUUCUCGCUCUGAUAUUAAACUGUAGAUUGACCACCUGCUGUAUGAUAUGGUGCUUAGUGAAACCCAGCUAUACCAAUCAGAAUCUUAUUUUUAGGUCAACAAAUACAGGUACAGGCGACAAGACCAGAUCAAAACAAACCCAAACCGAAAAUGCCUCAUCAACCAAUGCCAUCGUCACGUUAUAACGAGUUGCUUCGUGUGAUUGAAGAGCUGGGGAAAGAUGUGAAACCAACGUACGCAGGGAGUAAGAACGCUGGAGAGAGGUUAAGAAAAGGUGGGCUUUAGGCACAGAAUACUAUACAGAAGUCUAUCUCCAUUGUUUUUUGUGUAAGCACUAUUCGUCAUGAUUCAUCACUCUGCAAGUACCGUAAACAGAACCAGUCACCCCCUGGAAAUAUUCAAAAUGGCACACGUCCGGGGGGUGACUGCUUCUGUUUACAGUACUUGCUGAGUGACGAAUCAUGACCAAUAGCGCUUAUGCAAAAAAACAAUGGAGAUGGCCUUCUGUAUAGUAUUCUGUGCUUUAGGACUGCACAAUCAUAAAAUUAGCUAACAUUAAUGCUUGCUUACAUUGCUGCGAAUCAGUACAGGCUAUAAUGCACUAUGCUGCAAAUAUGGUUUUAUUUAAAACUUGGUAGUUGCAAUGAUUCACGUUUUUGUGAAUUGCCAGGUAUUUUGAGGGUUUUGCGCUAGGUCUGUACAGAAGGUAUGAUGAUACUAAACACACUUGUUUUUGUUCCUAGGAAUUCUUCAUGCAAGAGCCUUAGUGCGAGAUUGCCUCUUGGAAACGGAACGAAAUGCAAGGAAAUAAAUAUCAAAAUGUUCAUAUCUUCUGAAAACAUAAAGAAAAGAGAGGAAUUCUAGUCAAUUUUGUAUUGAGGCUACAUCCAAACAGAACUGCAAAAUACAAAGAUGAAUCAAUUGGCAACAAACUUUAUUUAACAGCAUAUAUUAAUGCUAAACCAAUAACCUGAUGUAUUUUAAAGUGACACACAAGUGAUUGGAGGGUCAUGAAAAAUAAAUGAAAGAGAGAACUUAUUAUGCUAUUGUGAUGUUUUGUCAACAGAUGUCACACAUACAAAAUUGAGCCCCAAAAGAUGACAGCAGUUACUACAUGAAAUCACCAGCUGAAUUAUGUUUGUGUGAAAUCUACUUUGACAAAAACAUUGACUACAUAUGCUUGGGCAGUACUAGUUUAAAUCAAAAACAACAAACAAGUAUUUCUUCUUCAAAACAUUGCCACAUAUACUGUAUUUACAAUAAAGAAAUUUAACCAACUUAAUUUGUAGAUUAAUUAUUAUUUUGAUUAUUGUCUUCUGAGUUUUUAUUCAGUUCUAAUAACUCAUUCUUGAUGUUUCUUUUUCUCACGUAAUCUGCUUUUCGUUUCCUUAUUCUCUCCCAGUUCUUCGCUACUUUGCUUUCCUUUCCAUUGUAAAAGUAAUCUAGUUUUUCUUGGAGUAUUUCCCGAGCGAGUGUUCUGUUUCUUUCCAAGUAUCUUGUCUGAUGGCACUAAAAAGAAUAGGACGAUGUUAUAUAAUUAUGUUUUGCAUGUUUCAUGAUAGAAGCAAUAAAAAUAUAUGCU